Molecule: messenger RNA, 858 nt
Organism: Rotaria sp. Silwood1
Lineage: Eukaryota; Metazoa; Rotifera; Eurotatoria; Philodinida; Philodinidae
Source: the annotation of a GenBank genome assembly
AUGAAACAAUCACGUGCCUUAGAUGAAGUAUUGAAACUCUUGACUGGAUUAGAUAAUGAUUCAACGAAACGUGCAAACAUAGUUGAAUAUGUAAAAGCAAAAGGAACAAUUGCUAUAUUUGCUUAUGCAUCUUUGAUUUGGAAUCCUUGUGAACAUGUAGAACAGAUUAUUCCUGACUGUCUUUUGGGCGGUUAUAUCAAAGGAUUUAUUUGUCAAGAUUUUAUCUAUCGAGGAACAAAGGAUUUUAAAGGUCUAACAAUGGGUUUAAAACCAUGUGACCAAGGUUUCGUUAAAGGUUAUCUCUUGAUAGCUGGUGCUAAUCAACUGAUUCCAUUUAUUGAAGCUUUUAUCAAACGUGAAACUCCGAUUAGUGUUGAUGGUACUAAAAUGGAUAUAUAUACAUAUGAUUUUCUUCCUGUGAUAAUGUCGGAUGGAAAAACUAUUGAAUGGGCAUUGACUUGUGUUGCUAAUAGUAGUAGUCAAUUCUAUUCACCGAUUACAUUUUCAAUCAAACAACAAGCAGAGAUUAUGAGUCGAGCUUAUGGUAUCAAUGGAACUAAUUUUCAAUAUUUGCAUAAUACUCUGCAUACUUAUAGACAGCUGUCUUUAAUUGAUACAUUUACUGAAGAAAUGGAAAAACUUUAUGCUACUGUUCUUAUUUGCCGUCAAUAUUUAACCAAAGAUGAACGCCAAUGGCUCGAAAGUUUUGAAAAAUUGAAAACCAAAGACGAACGAGAAUCAGCGAUCGAAUCACGAAAGACAAACAAUGUUCGAAUGACGAAACAAAAUUUAUUCACUCGCAUACGUUCGAUAGAAGCCUUAGAUGCUCUCAAACAUAACCAAAUGGUAUCGGUCUAA